Nicrophorus vespilloides is the source of this 376-nucleotide messenger RNA. RefSeq names its product chymotrypsin inhibitor-like. The coding region runs from base 49 to 315 and encodes 88 amino acids. NCBI's taxonomy places the organism in Eukaryota, Metazoa, Arthropoda, Insecta, Coleoptera, Silphidae. The record is from RefSeq and is a predicted model, not a curated record. The transcript is spliced from 2 exons.
ACGUUUCAAGUCUAUAUCGAAUUCAAAUUUCUUCGAGUUACAAACAAAAUGAAACUUCUCGUCGUUUUCGCUUGCUCCCUCCUGAUGGUGGCCACUUCAACAUCUUUUGAACUAGGACAUGCGUGCGGACCUAACGAAUAUUUCAUUGAAUGCGGAAGCGGAUGUGCACCUCCCCUCAUUAUUUGUGGCAAAAUUAUCGAACCAUACACUCCGCCCAAAUAUUGUCCUACAGUUUGCAGACGAACUUGUGUUUGCAAAAAUGGUUAUUUGAGAAACUCCAAGGGCGAAUGUGUUUUACCCGAAGUUUGCGAAUAAUUCUAACGAAUAAAUCCGAACUAUUAUGAUUAUACCUUGAAAAACAAUAUUUCUACGUAUA